Molecule: messenger RNA, 390 nt
Organism: Gongylonema pulchrum
Lineage: Eukaryota; Metazoa; Nematoda; Chromadorea; Rhabditida; Gongylonematidae
Source: the annotation of a GenBank genome assembly
AUGAGUGAUGACGUCCAAGCUGCGAAGAAACGCCUGAGAAAGGAAAUCACUGAGCUCGGCAAACAUUUUACGGACGAGGAGCUGGCAGCGCAGAGUCGCGAAAUCGCCAAGAAGAUCACGGAGUCGGAGUGGUACCGAAACGCAAAACGUGUAUCGAUCUACCUGAGCAUGCCUGGUGAGAUGGAUACGAAUGCAAUUGUGGAAAAAUGUCUGGCAGAGGGCAAGGAAGUUUUUAUACCGUAUUUCGAGAAAGGUGCCACCAUGAUGGACAUGCUACGCUUGCAGAGCGCCGAUGAGUACCAUGGACUGGCAACAACGAUGUGGGGCAUCAGGCAACACCCCGACAAGGAGCACGCUGAACGCUGGGAUCAGCACGGUGAGAUACUUUGA